UCGCAGGUCAACGAGUUUGCCACUACUACUACUGGCGGAGAGGGUUUUGGAGAUACUAGGCUACUUUUUGUUAGACUGUUGCAUUGCUGCGGUGAAAAUGGCUUUGGAACGAAAUCGUCUCCGACUGCUCUGCAUGAUGUCCAUGACUUUUGCGUUUUUCAUUGUUGAGGUUGUUGUCAGCCGUAUGACUGCUUCCCUGUCAAUGCUGUCAGACUCUUUCCAUAUGCUGUCGGAUGUCAUAGCCCUGGUUGUGGCCCUGAUUGCUGUGCACUUCUCUGAGAAAACUCAAGCAACGAGUAAAAAUACUUUCGGUUGGAUCAGAGCAGAAGUGAUGGGUGCUCUGGUCAACGCCGUGUUCCUGACUGCCCUGUGCUUUACCAUCAUUCUUCAGGCAGUCGAGCGGUUCACAGUGCCUCACGAGAUUGAGAGUCCCGGAGUGGUUAUUGGAGUUGGAGCUGCGGGACUUCUUGUAAACUUGCUAGGUCUUUUGUUGUUCCACGGACACGCAGGACACGGUCACUCGCAUGGUGGCUGUCAUGGAAUUAACAAACUUCACAAAUCCGAGGGAGUAGGGAGAGAAUCCAUUGAAGAUGAGACCAGUAGGUCUAUCCUGUUUGAUUGCAGUCUGAAGACAGGGGAUCUCAGAGCAGGUCCAGGAGGAGAUCAAGAAAUCCCCAAUAAGGACAACCUUGAGGUCCACAUGAAGGACAUCUCCCUGGAGGAGUUGAACGAGAGCCAUCAUGACUCUGCUUCACAGCUCAACAUGCAGGGUGUCUUCCUCCAUGUGCUGGGUGAUGCCCUCGGCUCUGUCAUCGUUGUGGUCAACGCUCUCACCUUCACCUACGUGUGGCAGCCUUGCCAUGCUGGAGAGACCUGUGUCAACCCAUGCUACAACAGCCACGACUACACUGACCACCACCAACAACAUGUCAAUGCUACACUGGUCACCAUGCUUGGUAGUAGUACCCAGACUACAGUGCACCUCACUGGGCCUUGCUGGGUGCUCUACCUCGACCCCACACUCUGCAUCAUCAUGGUGGGCUUCUUACUCUAUACCACCUUCCCUCUCCUGAAGGAGUCAGCCCUCAUCCUCCUACAGACUGUUCCUAAACAGAUAGACAUGCACCGGCUGCUGGCUAGGCUCAGGGGUCUGGAUGGUGUGUUGUCUGUCCAUGACCUACACAUCUGGCAGCUGGCAGGGAGCAGGAUCAUUGCCACAGCACACAUCAAAUGCCUAGACCCUGCUAACUACAUGGAUGUGGCCAAGCGAAUCAAAGGCCUCUUUCAUGAUGAGGGUAUCCAUGCCACGACGGUUCAACCAGAGUUUGUUACUGUUAACUUUGAAUCUAAUAUUUACGCCUGUGAGCUGUCCUGUCGGACGCAGUGUGCCCCGAAGCUGUGCUGUGGAAGCUUUGACAGAACAGCACUAGGAGGACCUGUUGGAGAAGAGGUUGUUUCUUCUCAGUCAACCUCAAUACAACAGUCACCCUCUGCAGCUACCAUCAAGCUAACUGCCAUGCAGAGCCCCAAGGCUGCCAUUUAUACAGAGACAGAAUCCUCAGUGUGACAAUUUAUGUAUUUAUACAUUGGGAACUUGAAACAUGUCGAGAGGUUUAAUGUAAAUUGCCACAGCAGGAGGCAUCGUACGUGAUACUCAUCCAACUACAUUCCUAGUCUCUGGAUAUUCUGCCUACUGUGUCUAUGUGAAGCAGUUGGUGCAGGCUGAGAAAACAAGUAGUAUUACAGUCUCUGCCAUGGCUUCAUGAGCUCUUUAGCUGCUUUUGUCAUUGAAUAGUAAGUUACCAUUGUGUCUAUAGGCUUUGCAGACAACUUGAGUAUGCAACUCUUAGAAUUGUGCCAACAAUGAGGUCACUGUAUUCACAACAACACACACAAACAGAGACCAGUCUCAGCUGUAAGGAGUCAGAAACUGCUGUAAACUGUUCUCAGGGUCUGACACACGCAUGCACACACGCACACGCACACAUGCACACGCACGCACACAUGCACACGCACGCACACAAACUCCCAUGUAUAACCCACGAGGCAAGGACCAAAUAUCUCCUUCUUUUCUUCAUACUGUUAUCACUUUGACACUUGCUAAGCAACAGUUUGUAAAAUAUUAAACUCUGUUCUGUACAAAUUG
Messenger RNA from Coregonus clupeaformis (lake whitefish), 2146 nucleotides. Its product is annotated as zinc transporter 1-like. Gene Ontology annotation, molecular function: zinc ion transmembrane transporter activity; calcium channel inhibitor activity. NCBI's taxonomy places the organism in Eukaryota, Metazoa, Chordata, Actinopteri, Salmoniformes, Salmonidae. The coding region runs from base 98 to 1567 and encodes 489 amino acids. Gene Ontology annotation, cellular component: membrane; Golgi apparatus; endoplasmic reticulum. Gene Ontology annotation, biological process: zinc ion transmembrane transport; intracellular zinc ion homeostasis; detoxification of zinc ion. The record is from RefSeq and is a predicted model, not a curated record. The transcript has 2 exons.